Peniophora sp. CBMAI 1063 is the source of this 1227-nucleotide messenger RNA. The record is from the annotation of a GenBank genome assembly. Lineage: Eukaryota; Fungi; Basidiomycota; Agaricomycetes; Russulales; Peniophoraceae.
AUGCACUUCUCUACCGCCACCGUCAUCGCUGCACUUCCCUUCCUCGUCGCUGCUCUCCCGUCCCCGGCACCCAAGAACGGGAUUGCUGUUGACUUGGCCAAGCGCUCCGGCUCCCGUCGCGCUGACGGCACCGUCGACCCUGCGAAGCUCAAGGCCAACAUCAAGGCAUCCGUUGCCAAGAUCCAGCGCGGUCUCGCGAACUAUGAGCGCAACACCGGCAAUACCCACCCGCUCGCAAAGUCGUUCAAGAGCACGCAGAAGCGCGACACCGGCGCCGACCCUCUGACCGACGUUUCGGCCGAGCUCUGGUACGGCACGAUCUCCGUCGGCACUCCCUCGACCGACUACACUGUCGACUUUGAUACCGGCUCCAGCGACCUCUUCCUCCCCGGCUCGGACUGCGGCUCGACGUGCUCGGGUCACACACUCUACGACCCCAGCUCCAGCUCGACGUCGGAGGAUGUUGGCAAGGACUUCUCGCUCCAGUACGGUGAUGGCUCGACCGUCUCAGGCGAGCAGUACACCGAUACUGUCACUAUUGCUGGCCUCACUGCCGACAAGCAGACGCUUGGCGCCGCGAAGCAGUACUCCUCCGGCUUCGAGAGCUCGCAGUUCCCUGCUGACGGUUUGAUGGGCAUGGGUUUCAAGUCGAUCUCCGACUACAACGCCGACCCCGUCUUCCAGACUCUCGUCUCGAGCGGUGCCGUCACUGACUCCGUCUUCGGCUUCAAGCUCUCCGACUCUGGCGCCGAGCUAUACCUCGGUGGCACAAACGACGACCUCGUUGGCGGCGACUUCACCUACGUUCCCGUCACCCAGGAGGGUUACUGGCAGGUCGACAUGGACGGCUUCAGCGUUGGCGGCUCACAGGCCGUCUCCUCCACCAGCGCGAUCAUCGACACCGGAACCACGCUCAUUGUUGGCGACUCGCAGUCCGUUGCCAGCGCGUAUGAGAGCAUCUCGGGCGCUCAGGACAACGGCGAUGGCACCUACACCGUCGACUGCGACCUUGAUACCGACAUCAGCAUCACCUUCGGCGGGCAGGACUUCACUAUCUCCCCAUCUACGUUCGCGCUUGACGCUGGCAACGGUCAGUGCAUCGGCGGCCUCUCGUACGAGGACAGCAUUGCGAGCGAGUUCUGGAUCGUUGGCGACGUCUUCCUUCAGAAUGUGUACACCGCAUUCGAUGUCGGCAAAAGCCAGGUCGGCUUCGCCACUCUCUCAUGA